AGAGCGCAGUGUGCGCACAGCUGAAAGAAAGCCCGGACUCCUCCACGCUCUAGUAUGUGCACAUUCACAUUGUGCAGCAGUAGCAGGCGGUCACUGGGCAGUGACGUCGCGGCCGUGUCGCAGGGCACCGAGAGCAACAGCAGGGGGCGCUCUUCCGUCCUCCAGCGGCAGCUCCGCCUCCUCCCGGCUCCCAUCACAAUGACGGUGUCCCAGGGCUGAUGGCAGCAGACACAGGGGGUGAGACGCAGGACGAGUGACCGUCACGCAGCCCGGACUCCAGGAUGCAGGAUGAGAGCUCGGUGCGGGUCGCUCUCCGAAUUCGACCUCAACUUGCCAAAGAAAAAAUUGAAGGAUGUCAUAUUUGCACGUCUGUGACACCUGGCGAACCCCAAGUGUUCCUGGGAAAAGAUAAAGCAUUCACCUUUGACUAUGUCUUCAACAUUGAUUCCAUACAAGAUGACAUCUAUUUGCAAUGUACAGAGAAACUUAUUGAAGGCUGCUUUGAAGGAUACAAUGCCACAGUCUUUGCCUAUGGUCAAACAGGAUCAGGAAAAACCUACACAAUGGGGACUGGCUUUGACGUGAAUAUUUCUGAGGAAGAGCAAGGUAUCAUACCCCGAGCUGUUAUACAUCUUUUCAGAAGAAUUGAAGAGAAAAUAAAAGAUGCACUGGAACAAGGUCUCCCCCCACCAGAUUUUAAAGUUAAUGUUCAGUUCCUGGAGCUUUACAAUGAAGAAGUACUUGAUUUGUUCGAUACAACUCGGGACAUUGAUGCCAGGCACAAAAAGUCUAACAUCAGGAUACAUGAGGAUUCAACUGGAGGAAUUUAUACAGUUGGAGUCACAACACGUUGUGUCAACUCUGAAGCAGAAAUGCUGCAGUGCUUGAAGUUGGGUGCCUUAUCUAGAACUACUGCCAGCACGCAAAUGAAUGUGCAGAGUUCUCGCUCACAUGCCAUAUUCACAAUCCAUCUAACUCAAAGCCGUGUUUGUCCUAAACUUGAAACAGACAACGACGUAGAUAAUAGGAUAAUGUCUGACUCUACACAAAUGAAUGAGUUUGAGACCCUUACUGCCAAGUUCCAUUUUGUUGAUUUGGCUGGAUCAGAGCGACUUAAACGUACAGGAGCUACAGGAGACAGGGCUAAAGAAGGAAUUUCCAUCAACUGUGGUCUACUGGCCCUUGGAAAUGUGAUAAGUGCUUUAGGAGAUAAAAGUAAGAAGAUCUCUCAUGUGCCUUACAGGGAUUCCAAGUUGACGCGGCUUCUCCAAGAUUCACUUGGGGGUAAUAGCCAAACUAUUAUGAUAGCAUGUGUAAGCCCAUCAGAUAGAGACUUCAUGGAAACUCUGAACACACUGAAAUAUGCCAAUAGAGCGCGUAAUAUCAAGAACAAAGUAAUGGUGAACCAGGACCGAACAAGUCAGCAGAUAAAUGCACUGCGAAAUGAAAUAGCACGUCUUCAGAUAGAACUGAUGGAGUAUAAAACGGGUAAAAGAAUUAUCGAUGAAGAAGGUGUUGAGAAUAUAAACGACAUGUUCCAUGAAAAUGCAAUGUUGCAGACAGAAAACAACAAUCUACGCAUGAGAAUUAAGGCCAUGCAAGAAACUAUUGAUGCAUUGAGAAGCAGGAUCACUCAGCUCAUGAGUGAGCAGGCUAACCAAGUCCUCGCCAGAGCAGGUGAUGGAAAUGAAGAAAUAAGCAAUAUGGUUCACAAUUAUAUAAAAGAAAUUGAAGAUCUCCGUGCAAAAUUGUUAGAAAGUGAAGCUGUGAAUGGAAAUCUUCGAAGGAGUCUAUCAAGUGCGUCAUCAAGAGCUUCUUAUUUUGCUGGCCGCUCUCCAUUCCCUACCUCCUUAGUAUCAGCUGAGAAAGAGACAACAGAAAUCAUAGAUAUGGCAAAAAAAGACAUAGAAAAAUUAAAAAAGAAGGAAAAAAAGAAAAAGAAAAGGCUACUGCAGCUCCAAGAAAACAAUCAAGAAGAAAGAAGUGUUGUGAAAGAUGAAAACACAGACAACGAAAAAUCUGAAGAGACAGGGUUUACAGGAAGAGAAACCAAUGAAUUAGAUAUUGAUGAAGGCCAAGAAGGAAGUGAUCACGAAGAGGAGGAUGAAGAUGAUGAUGAAGACGAUGAUGAUGCUGACGGAGCCGACAGCUCUGAUGAAUCAGAUUCAGAACUAGAUGAAAAAGAAAACUACCAAGCUGAUCUGGCAAAUAUUACCUGUGAGAUUGCAAUUAAACAGAAGCUUAUUGAUGAACUAGAAAACAGCCAGAGAAGAUUACAUACCCUGAAACAGCAAUAUGAAGAGAAGCUGAUGACGCUACAGCAUAAAAUUCGGGAUACACAACUUGAAAGAGAUCGUGUACUUCAAAACAUUGGUUCAAUGGAAACGUGUACAGAGGAGAAAACAAAAAAAAUAAAGACUGAAUAUGAAAAGAAGCUACAGACUAUGCACAAGGAACUUCAGAAACUGCAGACUGCCCAAAAGGAACAUGCUCGCUUACUGAAAAACCAGACGCAGUAUGAAAAACAAAUGAAGAAAUUGCAGCAAGAAGUAGCUGAAAUGAAGAAAACAAAAAUUCGUCUAAUGAAGCAAAUGAAGGAAGAACAAGAAAAGGCCAGAAUGGUAGAAUCUCGUAGAAACCGUGAAAUUGCCCAGCUUAAGAAAGACCAGCGGAAGCGAGAGAGUCAGCUAAGAACGCUGGAAUCCCAGAAAAGACAGCAGGAAUUAAUACUUCGUCGGAAAAAUGAAGAGGUUACAGCACUUCGGCGACAAGUAAAACCGAUGUCUGAUAAAGUGGCUGGGCGGGUUAGCAGCCGCAAAAUAAGCUUGCCUGAAACUGUUUCUGAUCAUGCUAUUGAAGAUAAUGAUUCAAUGAAAAUCGGAGGACAAUCGAGGCCUAGAAUCCCUAUUGCUAGAGUCCAGCCUGCAACGUCUAAUGCUAUAAAUGGAACAAGAAAAAAACAUCAAAGGAAAGGAUCAAGCAUUUACACUUCAAAGGCAGCCAGGCAGAAAUGGCAGUCACUGGAGCGUCGGAUCUCUGCCAUUGUAAUGCAGAGGAUGACUAUCUCCAAUAUGGAGUAUGACAUGAACCGGCUACUGAAGCAACGUGAGGAGCUCACAAAAAGAAAAGAAAAGGUUACAAGGAAAAGGGACCGAAUUCUAAAGGAAAAUGGAGAUAUUGACAAAAAUAUUAACAACUUGAAUGAAGAAAUUGAGUCAUUGAGUGCAAAUAUAGACUACGUUAAUGACAGCAUAUCUGACUGUCAGGCCAGCAUUAUGCAGAUGGAAGAGGCGAAGGAAGAAGGAGAUACAUUGGAUGUAACUGCUAUAAUUAGUUCCUGCACUUUAACAGAGGCACGAUAUCUGCUCGAUCAUUUUUUUUCCAUGGCUGUUAACAAGGGUCUUCUAGCUGCCCAGAGAGAGGCUCAAAUUAAAAUUUUAGAAGGACGUCUGAAACAAACUGAAAUCACAAGUGCAACGCAAAACCAGCUUUUAUUCCAUAUGUUAAAGGAAAAAGCAGAACUGAAUCCUGAACUUGAUGCUCUUUUGGGCCAUGCCUUACAAGACCUAGAUAGCAUUCCACUUGAAAAUCCUGACUAUAGUAGUGAUGAGGAAGGAUCUCUACAAAGUCCCGGAACAGAAGGCAGCUCUUUGUCCUCUGACUUAAUGAAGCUGUGUGGUGAGGGGAAACCUAAGAGCAAGGCGCGGAGGAGAACUACAACCCAGUUGGAGCUGCUUUAUGCAGAUAACAAUGAAAAUGCUGCUGAUCUUGUUGCUGGAGAUACGGGGUUGUCACCUCACCUUCCGUCUGUUCCCGAAGUGCAAGCAGCUCCAAUACACAUGGAGACAAGCGGCAGUAAUGUUAGGGAGAAAGAUUCCCAGGCCCCACCUUCUGGCUUACCUUCUAAAAUAGGCAGCAUAACCAAGCAAAACCCAUCGGCUGAGAGGCGUGUACCUGAACCUUCUCCCUCAUCAAGAAGGAAAACUUAUGACCGAAGUGGAGAGAAGAUCAGUAAAACCAAAGAUCAAAAACUCUCAGAUUCUGGAACUUCAGAGGCUAGUCUCUCACCUCCUUCUUCCCCAACAAGCCGGUCCCGUAAUGAAAAGAAUGUUUUUAGCCGUCUCACAGUUUCUCAGGGAAACGCAACAUAUCAGCAGGAUAAGUCUGAUGAAAGUGAUUCCUCUCUGUCCGAGGUACACAGGGGCAUAAUUAACCCAUAUCCUACUUGCAAAGGUAACAAGACAUCGCUUGUACAAUGUAUCCAUAUAGCUGAAGGGCACAACAAGGCUGUGCUAUGUGUCGAUGCUACAGAUGAUCUUCUUUUUACUGGAUCUAAAGAUCGAUCUUGUAAAAUAUGGAAUCUCGUCACUGGUCAGGAAAUUAUGUCCCUUGGAGGUCAUCCCAAUAAUGUGGUGUCUGUGAAGUAUUGUAACUACACAAGUCUAGUAUUUACAGUGUCAACAUCUUAUAUUAAGGUGUGGGACAUCAGAGAUUCUGCAAAGUGCAUACGGACACUUACAUCUUCCGGUCAAGUGAUGGCCUGGGAUUCAUGUGCUGGAAGUCAGAAUAGGACAGUGACCAUUCCGCCUGGUGAAAACCAAAUAAAUCAAAUUGCACUAAACCCAACUGGCACCUUCCUGUAUGCAGCAGCUGGAAAUGCAGUGAGAAUGUGGGACUUGAAAAGGUUUCAGUCUACAGGGAAAUUAACUGGACAUAUUGGACCUGUCAUGUGUCUUACUGUAGACCAGGUUGCCAGUGGCCAAGAUCUAAUUAUCACAGGCUCAAAGGAUCACUAUAUCAAGAUGUUUGAUAUAACUGAAGGGGCUCUUGGUGUUGUAAGCCCUACACAUUGUUUUGAACCUCCUCAUUAUGAUGGUAUUGAAGCGCUCAUCAUUAAUGGGGAAAAUCUUUUCAGUGGGUCAAGAGACAAUGGAAUAAAGAAAUGGGACCUCUCUCGGAAAGACCUUCUUCAGCAAGUCCCGAAUGCUCAUAAAGAUUGGGUAUGUGCUCUUGGAAUUGUGCCCAGCUGCCCUGUUGUUCUGAGUGGCUGUCGAGGAGGCAUCCUAAAGCUCUGGAAUGUAGACACAUUCAUGCCCAUUGGAGAAGUGAAGGCACAUGAUAGCCCUAUAAAUGCAAUCUGCACAAACUCUAAUAAUAUUUUUACAGCAGCAGAUGACCAAACUGUGAGGAUUUGGAAAGCUCAUGGUUCACUGGAUGGACAAAUUUCAGAUGCUGGGGACACAAGUGAAGAUGUUGCCAGCAAUUGAACUGGAAGUAGAUAGUUUUAAGGAGAUACUGUGACAAGCUGUUUACCAUUUAGGCACAUUUGGGCAUUUAAUAUAGUAUGCGUAUUGGAAAUAACUGGAAACUCUGACUGUAACAUUACUGUAUUCUUAAAAGUGCUACUCUCUGCUUAACGUCUUGCACACUUGUGCAAAUCCUGCUGGUCACUAAUCUGUAAACCUUUGCACUCUUACUGAACAAAGUGGACUUGCUUUUUGUUAUGUCUCAGCAUUGGAUACAAAGUGACUUCUGUGUGCUGUACAAUGGUUCUACUGUAUUGUGAGGUAAAUGUAUGUAAGCAAGUGUAGUACUGUAUAUGGUACUCUAGUAUCAACUAUCACAUGUAAAGCUGGGUGCCUGUAGUUUUCACAAAUGCAACUGCUAAGUGCAGGGGUGGGCAACCUUUGGCACUUGCUAAACUAGAUCUUUCAUGAUGUUACUGUCCAGGCAGAUAAUAAUCAUGAUGUAUUCAGUCCAGAACCAUCUGAAGUGCCAGAAGGAGCCCGUCUUUGUCAUAAAGCUUUUGGUGUUUCAUAUUGUACACACUUGACCAAAGUUUUGCUUUUCUGCACGCACUUGUGCUCAGGAUUUCAGGUGCAGUAAUUGUCUAAUCUCUAAUGCAUUACACCUUUCUUCUUUCCUGAGGAUAUAAUAACCUCCUUUGUGGCUAAAAGGCAAUGCUUUGUUUUAUGUGUUGUGUGUCAAACUGUCAACAUUUAAAGUAUGCUCUAAAUUAUUUUUAUUUCUUUUACUACUUAUAUUUUUUCUCGUAGCUGCAUACAUUUGCUUCUCUCAUUUAAAAAAGCUGCUAAAUUUAUUUUAAAUACUGUUUUUUUUUAUUUGAGAGUUUGAAAUAGUUCGUCAUCUGUGGUAGAAAACAAUGUAUAUAAUUUGGUUGUAUAAAGAUUAUUUGGUGUUCUUGCUUUGAUUUUAAAAUGCUGUGUGAAUCCUUGGAAAAGGUUACGUUACAUUGUUUUCCUAAUAUUAUUUUGUAAAUUUGACACUUGCAAAUUUAAUAUAGAUUAAACAAAUAUUUGUGCAUUUUAAGUUUGUAGAUACUGUAGAAAUAAUUUGUGAGCAUCCGUUUAGCUAAGGCAAAAAUAAACACAUGCGCAAAUA
Pseudophryne corroboree (corroboree frog) is the source of this 6402-nucleotide messenger RNA. RefSeq names its product kinesin family member 21A (gene KIF21A). Gene Ontology annotation, cellular component: microtubule associated complex. The record is from RefSeq and is a predicted model, not a curated record. Gene Ontology annotation, molecular function: ATP binding; microtubule motor activity; microtubule binding. The coding region runs from base 282 to 5267 and encodes 1661 amino acids. Gene Ontology annotation, biological process: mitotic spindle organization; microtubule-based movement; spindle elongation. NCBI's taxonomy places the organism in Eukaryota, Metazoa, Chordata, Amphibia, Anura, Myobatrachidae. The transcript has 37 exons.